UUCCAGGUCCCCCAGGUACUUUGAGUAUUUGGACUUGUCUGCCAAUUCCUCCAGCACCACCAGCAAUUUAUACCCAGCAGAGCUCACGGCCUGCACAGUGGCCAGAAAUGCCAGCAGCAGAAAAGAAAGAAUCCACCUCAUAGUCGUUGUGGUGUUUUGUGUUGUUACUUGAACGUCGACGCUACGCUGAAAGCUGUGGCCUAGAGCUUUAGGAAACGUAUGCAAUUGCCAAGACCUGUAAUCGGCAUCGGGCAUCGGACAUGGUUGAUCCGCCCGAAGCUUCCACGACGACGACCUUGACCCGGAACUUCAGAGUCGCGCACCAAUCUACAACACCAGAAAAUACUUGAAGACGGAUUCUCUGGUAACCUUGGCAAUUGGGUUAGUUAACUCUUUGUAUUGCCUGCGGACGCUAGCUAACCCCUUCUCACCAGCUAAAUUCAUCCAUUAUGUCCGCCAGACCCCAAUUCUUCUCGCAGCCGUUGCGCUACCUACGAUGGGCACAUGUCGCAAAGCCUGCCAUUUUCUACUCGAUAGUCAUUGGGUCUUUGGGUCCAGUCGUCAUGCUCGCUGCCCCACCUCUACGACUCAGAUUUGGUGACGGUCCAAGACCACAGAUUCCAAUGACCUAUCCAAGUGCGUCCCCUGCGUCAACGUCAUGAUGGCCAUACUCGGGAGAGAUUCACUAAUGUGAGAAUUCUACAGUUCCUUCUGGCCCAAGAAAGCAGCUUAAGGGAUAUGACGACGAAGAGUGAUUGAAUCGGGCAUGUGUGGGACAAUUGGGCGUGGAUGAGAUGGAGGGGUGUGCAUAUUGGCGUUUACGAGAAUGGAGAACAUUACAAAGUCAAAUACCGUUCUGAGUACUGUCCAGUUGCCAUCCUCGAGGAAUGAAAAUCGAAGACUUUCGUCAAGCCACCGGUACACAUACUCUUCAUAUAUCAACCCAGAAGGUUUGUGUUGCUACUUCAUUGUAGGAUUGUAUCUAUUUUUUUCUGACCUAUGUCAAAUCCAAUCAUAUCUCGAAUCUCAGUAGUUCUAGGUGUCGAAUUCGGCAGUCCCAAGGGAAAAGAAAUGAAUAGGAUGGAAGAGUACUUUGGGUAAGUCCGAUUUCGAGUUUUAAGCUCACUUUAUAUCAUAAAUCACUUGAGAGCAUAUAUUGUUUUGAGUCAUCUAAACAUUUCGUUUCCAUUCCAUCCAACCAUGAAUUCCAUCAUCAAUAUUAUUAAUCAUCAUCAUCAUCAUACAUCAUAAAAAAACAGAGAAAAAAGUACAGGGGUAUAUAUAGGGUACAAAAAAAAUCAAAUUUAAAGACAAAGGAAAAAAAGACAAGAAUGGUUCGAACAGACCUACCUGGUCAUUCAUUCAAACCAUCGCCCUAGGCGUGCCCGGCGUAGGACCCGGUUGUAACCUCAAAGGCUUCAUCCCCUUCCACAUCGCUUGCUUCCUCUUCUCUUUUCGCGGAAGAUAGAAGCCACGGUAGAAGCUAAUCGCCAACCCCAGAAUCAACAGGACGGAAACAACAAGGGCGACGACGAGGAUGAGGACCUUGUCGCUUCCUUGCUGGAUCUCUUUGAGCUUCUCGGGGUCCUCGCUUCGUGUGGGUGCACUUGCGGUAGCGGAGGAUGGGGAUGAGGAGGCUGUUUGGGAUGCGAGCGAGAAGGGCGUGGGGGAUGUGGUUCUUCGCGGUACGGAAAAGGUGCUUGUUGCGGUUACUGGGGGUGGGCGGAUGGUGGUUAUGGAGCUUAGGGUUAUAGCGCUGGGAGUAGGUGUACUCGAAGCGCUACUAACUUUACUUGAUAUGCUCUGGGUAGAAGACAUUCGAACGCUACUUGGACCACUUCUUUGAGCAUUACUGCUACUCUGGCCCGAAGAAACACGAACGCUACUAGAUCCACUACUUUGAGCCAUGCCGCUACUCGGCGUCACUGUUACAGUGACUACCUGAGUAGUAACACGAACACGACUCGAAUCACUAGCUGGCUUGCUGCUGGAUGGGAUGACCGUAACAGUAACCACAGGCGUAGGAGCGAAGACCGUUACCGUCUUUGGCGAAGCCCCUUGCACAGUUGUUAGUACCAUUUACAAACAGCGGCUUGGAGUGGUUUGUGAAGG
Molecule: messenger RNA, 2112 nt
Organism: Hymenoscyphus albidus
Lineage: Eukaryota; Fungi; Ascomycota; Leotiomycetes; Helotiales; Helotiaceae
Source: the annotation of a GenBank genome assembly